Molecule: messenger RNA, 737 nt
Organism: Spinacia oleracea (spinach)
Lineage: Eukaryota; Viridiplantae; Streptophyta; Magnoliopsida; Caryophyllales; Amaranthaceae
Exons: 3
Coding region: 113-640 (175 amino acids)
Molecular function (GO): fatty acyl-CoA hydrolase activity
Source: RefSeq, a predicted model, not a curated record
AAGGCAAUUUAUGACAUCAGCUAGAUACAACAACAACCUCAAUCUGGGAAUUUCAUCCAAAAAUCAGUAAAUCCCCAAUUCCAUAAUUUCUCUCUCCUCGUGAUAUUUGAGAAUGGCGAUUGACGACUCCAAAAACAAGGUGGACAAUGACCAACAAGAACAAGAAGGAGAAGAUUAUGCUACCCAAUCAACAUUGCAAUUCUUCCAAGGUCUAGGCAUCUCGCUCAAACUCCCGCAAAUCUCCACCAAUCACGAUUUUCUAUCAGAAUUAGUUGUCAGCCUUCUCAAAGUUGAUUCCAUUUCCAGAGGCCACGUCACUUGCUCCUUUUCUGUUCUUCCUCCUGUUGCCAACUACUACAAGGGGUUGCAUGGAGGAGCAGUGGCAAUUAUUGCUGAAAGGCUAGCCACAGCGUGUGCUCGAACCAUAGUAGGAGAGGAGAAGCCGCUGUUUCUUGUUGAGUUGAGCAUCUCCUAUCUUUCUUCUGCUUCAAUAAAUGCCGAGUUGAUUGCUAAUGCAUCAGUAGUGCGGAGUGGGAGAAACUUAACCGUAGUAUCAAUUGAAAUCAGACUAAAAGAGACGAAGAAGCUGCUUUACACUGCUCAAGCUACUCUCCAUCACCUCCCUUCAGCAAAAUUAUGAUAUAAAUAUCUGUAGUCAUACUCUAAUAUUAUGUAGUACUUGUAACUUUAAAGAGUUGAAAUGUAUAUCGAGGAAAUAUUGCAACUUUUAAUUUACA